UCCGCCUCUCAUUUGCCCUGAGCACCCCAUUGCUACCCGGGACUUGUAUCACGAGAGGUGUUGGCUCACUUCUGGAUUGUCCACCGUAGAAUACGGAGAUACUCCACCAACUACUCAGUGAUCUCGACAAAAUUUAAUUUUAACCAAACAAGUAUCACAACAAAACUAAUAUUUUAUUUAGUUUUUACUCUUCAGAAAACUCGACGAGAUGACCUUCUCUUGGACGCGGCUUUUCUGCGUGGGAAUCGUUGUCGUAGCAGUUGAAUCAUUAGCUACUGGAUUAUUGGAAGAUGUUACCAAAGCUGAUCAAAUUAUGCGACCUAAAGCAAAGCGAACGCAAGAAAUUUUGAUGUUCGGAAACCAACAAAACCGACGAAUCGACAAUGUAGCAGCAGCAUCGUCAGCAAAUGUCGAAAAAAGGACACUUGGAGCUUCAGGAUUUGAAGAUGUAAAGGCAGCUUUAUCGGAUGAAGAGGGAUUCAGUGACUACAAACAACCCCUGAACCCACUGUUUGAACGUGACAAUCUUUCACCCUACGAAAAAAAUUAUCUAUACGGCAAGGUAAUGAUGAACGAGGUCAACGAUGAUUUACCAAGAAACUGGGAAAUUCCACCGUACCCACGGUACUUUAACUACGGCGAAGACCGUCGUAAAAGAUCCGAGAAAACCGGAAGUAACAAUAACUCCAGUCCUUCAUCUACAGUCCGCCCAACGCAAUCAACUCCACCUUCAUCAGCAACAACAGCUUCUCCUCCACCCGCAACCACCCGGAGUACUCAGCGUACCAGUUUAGUUCAAGCGAAACGAAGCCCUCCUGUUUAUUCAGAAUUAAGGUAUAAACGAGCUCUAGACCGUGAAGAUCUUUUAGCUUUGCUGUCCCUUUGGGAAAACAGCUCCCGUAACAGGAACUGGAGGAACUACGGCAAUGAUGAAUACGAAAACAUAGAAGAUGAUGGCAGCGUUGCGGGGCUGGAUGAUGAAGAUCCACGAUCUGGUACAUGGUUAGAAGAACCUGUUUACUCUCCGCACCACUUUAAUCUUAACUCAGAUGCUGUAGCUUCGGAAAUUGGAAUACCAAGAACUCACCCAGUUAAUCCUUAUGAGCAAUACAACACUCAGUAUGUACCUCCCUAUGAGAAUACGCAGUACGGAGCAGCUCAAUAUGGUUCAUUGUAUCCUCAACACAGUUAUUACCCAUCUGAGAAAAGGUUUAUGGUCGCACGGAAACGUUCUGUGGGGAACGACUUCUAUACCGGUCACAACGGCGAUGACUUCGUAAGGUUUUCCCCGAUGAUGAACUCACUAUCUCAAAGAUAUCUCAAUUAUCCUCAACGCAUGCUUUAUUAAUUCAAUUAAUCGUCACUCUACGAUUCUGUUGGAAACAAGAAACAAGAAAUAAUGGUCAUGAGUUAUGAUUCAUUUGCAUAAGUCCAGGUAUCUUCAGAUUAACGUUAACAAGUUAUACAGAAACAAAUAAUAUAUUUUAUUUUUAAUUUCAUUUAUCGUUACCAAUGUAAAAAAAAAUGAUAACGCGGCUCUGGAGAUUUCUGACUUAAAAUAAGAUUGAAAACAUUACGUUUACAAAAAAUAUUUAUAUGGUGUGUCUUAAAUUUAUAACGUGAUUUUUGGAAGAAAGACUAAGGAUCAAGAAAUGAAUAAAUACAUUCAUGUUACUAAUUAAUUAUUAAAAAAUAUACAAAUUAUUAUAUAUGAAGUAAAUGAUAUGACUGAUUUACAAAAUUUAAGUAUACGUUUAUUAAAUAAUUUAUUAUUUAUUAUUAUAAAAGUUAAUUAUUAAACUUUGUUUUAAUUUAUUAGUUGGAUUAAAAUUUCACACGACACAGUACGAGUUUUAACUUCAUUUUAUCUAUUGACAGCAUGAAUUUAUUAUAACAAUAUUAUUUUACAACAACAGUAAUGUCAUAUAGAGUUAAUUAGAUAUUCGAAAAUUGUAAACUAGUUCAUGAUUAAUAUGGAAAAUUUAUAAUCAAAUGAAACCUAUAAGCAAAACGACAUACAAGCUCUAACUACGUUAAUAAUAGAAUUAUCUAGAUCAAAGGAUGCCUAUGGGUUGGCUAAAAUCUAUUAAUUAAGGCCAUUUAACUUUGAGUAUACACAGUAAUUAACUUACUUCCAUUCAAGGUUUGCUCUAUAUACUUUUUGAAUUUGAAUCAUUUAUUAACUCGACUAUUAUUUUCAACACCAUACAAUUUUAGUGUAAAACGCACAAUAAUUUGAUACUCGAAAAGAAUAUAAAAUUUUUAUGGCACUGUUUUAAAUUUUGAAUAUUUAAUAUUAUUAAUUAUAUUAGCGCCAAGACAAUUACCAAAAAUUACUGGUUUGAUAUAAUAUAUAACUUAAUAUAUAUAAAUUAUAAAUACAAAAAAUAUAUCUAUAGAAUUUAGGAAGGGCUUAAUUUUAAAAAUAAAUUCGACGUACGUGUCGUGUGAUUAAAUCAUAUUAUAUUUAUUUUAAUCGUUAAUUAUUAUUACAAACAUUUAACAUACUACAUAUACCUCUGUGAAAUUAUAUAAGAAUACAAUGCAACUGAAUUUGUCAAUGAAAUUUAUAUAAAAUUAAAAUAUAAAUUAAGUAUAAAAGUAGUUAACUUUUUUAUUAAUUUUAGCCGCUGAAAAAAUAUAUGCAUUUAAUUAAAAUUAUCUUGCAUUGUAUUCAUUCAAAUAAUAAAGCUCGUUGUUUAAUUUAUUAUAUGUGGUAAUAUAAUAAUAAAACAAACAAAAAAAUACGCAGCUAAAGAGAUAGAAUCGUCUUAAAUUAAAGUUAUUAUUUGUCCGUGUACGCCAAAUGUAAUUGAAAAAAAAACUGUUUCUUAAUAUCUUAAAGAUUAUAAAAUCUAUAUAUAUAUUUAUAUAUAUAUAAUAAUUGUGCUAUAAAUUAAAUGUAAAAUCUCAUAUCUUUUUUAAUGAAAUUAUUUCCUUUAUAUUUAAACAUUUAAAAUUAAUACACACAUGAAAUUCAUUAUUUCUCACGAUAAUGAUUAAAAAAAAAAAAGUAUUCGAUCAAAUGCUAAACGACAAUUAAUUUCUUCGAUACUUAACUUAAAUUUGUUUAUAAAUAAUAUAUAAAAAUAAAGGAAAAUAAACUAAACAAAGUAGAAUUAAAAACUCAGAUGAAGAAUAUUGGAUGCUAAGCCAAGGAUGACUGAUAAAUAAUAAAAAAUAUGAUACCGAGAUGAAAUAUCGGUAAAUUUAAUAGUAUUUUUUUAAUAGCCCUUUAUCUACUAAAUGAUAAAUACAAAAAAAAGUAACAAACAAACUAAAGCUAUAUAGAGUGUAACUUUAUUUAUCUAAUGAAUAUUUCGUCGAGUUAUAUUUUUUUAAGUGAAGGAAGAUGAAGUGAAGUCUUAUAACUAAAAUGCAUAUAGAAAUUUAUGUAUAUACAUGUAUAUUUAUCAAUAAUUUUAUUAUUAUUAUUA
This is a messenger RNA of Microplitis mediator, 3437 nucleotides long. RefSeq names its product prohormone-2-like. NCBI's taxonomy places the organism in Eukaryota, Metazoa, Arthropoda, Insecta, Hymenoptera, Braconidae. The transcript has 9 exons. The record is from RefSeq and is a predicted model, not a curated record. Bases 209 to 1348 code for a protein of 379 amino acids.